Molecule: messenger RNA, 1399 nt
Organism: Melanotaenia boesemani (Boeseman's rainbowfish)
Lineage: Eukaryota; Metazoa; Chordata; Actinopteri; Atheriniformes; Melanotaeniidae
Gene: ccdc172
Product: coiled-coil domain containing 172
Exons: 8
Coding region: 372-1148 (258 amino acids)
Cellular component (GO): cytoplasm
Source: RefSeq, a predicted model, not a curated record
CCCCUCUUCCCAAUCCUUCCAUGACGCUUACUAACGUGAAACAUUGCUCUUCUUUAGUGAUGCCGGGAUUUUCUACCAUUGACUGACAUCCGGGACAUUAACAGAUACGUGACUUUUUUUUUUUUUUUUUUUUUUUACGGCAAAUUAGCUUAAUCUAUCAAACUUCUAUCAGUAUUACCUGUAAAACGAAGGAAACAUAUAAUUAACAUAUUAUUUAUUUUAUUUUAUUUUUAUUUUUUUCUUCUUCUUAACGGCAAACUAUCGUUGAAGGAGGCGGGGCGUCUUUGGCAGUUAAUAGCUAACGUUGAUUGCUAGCUACUUGUUUACUUGAUCUUUAGUAAAUCACUUUAAAAUCUAGGUAUUUAGUAAAAAUGAGUUUAGACUCCCUCUUUCAACAAAUCCUAUUAACUGAACAGCAAUUAACUGAACAGACAAAGAAAUUUAAAGAAGUAAAAGUAGCCAUAAUCAAAUGCAAUGAGAAGAUUAAGGAUGCUACUGAAAAGUAUGAAAAGACCAAAGAGGAACUUGAUAAAAAGGCUCAGCAGUUGUCCUCACUGAGGCUGCAGAGUGAUCUAAUGAAGAAAAGCGAAGACCAGAUGUUGAAGCAAAUUGAGGAGCUGAUCUGUCAGAGGAACCAACUCAGGCAACGUGAAGUCAAGAUAAGAAGGGAGUCUAAGGAAGAAGAGGAAAACUUCCUUCAAGAGAUCUCCAGGUUCAACUGUGACUUCAGUCUUCAAGGGAACGGAGCGGCACUGUUGGAAAGCCAAACACACGCUGAGCUUCUGGCCCUGGAUAGGGAGGUGGAAUCAUUACACAAAGAGAUGGAGCUGCUGAGUCGCAGGAAUGCACACAUGAGCUCUGUGGAGGAAGAAAAAAGGGUCCUCCUGCUUGAACUUCAGGGUCUGGAUAAUAUACAGAAAGACAUGGAUCAGCAGUUGAAGGAGGCUCAAGCGAUGACAGAAACUCUGAGGUUGGAGAGCAAGUUUGUCAGUCAGAAGCAUCUCACUGACAGCACCUGUGUGAGACUGAGAAAGGAGCUGGAGAUGCAUGAGGAUGGAGAGUUGGAGCAUCUGAGACACACACUCAGCUCAGAAGUACAGAUCCUUCAGUCGAGGAUGGAGAGCAGCCAGGAAGCUGAGCAGCAUUAGGAUAGACUCACUGAUUUUUCAGGAAAGUUGCCAACCUGUUGCUGAACAGAAAAAAAUGGACCAAGAGGAAAGAAGGUUUUGUAAUAAAAAAGAUUGGUUAUACUUUAAUGUUUACUUUAAAUGGUUGCAUUAAAUGUAGAUGUGAAGAAAGAGGCAGCGUUCUGUCUAUAACUGGUAUUUAUAUUUAACAAUGUUUUUUAAAUUUGACUUGUGAAGAAAACUGACAAACAAAUAAAAGCUUGACAAAUAAA